This is a messenger RNA of Haliotis rufescens (red abalone), 2864 nucleotides long. Its product is annotated as transcription termination factor 3, mitochondrial-like. The record is from RefSeq and is a predicted model, not a curated record. The transcript has 5 exons. Lineage: Eukaryota; Metazoa; Mollusca; Gastropoda; Lepetellida; Haliotidae. Gene Ontology annotation, cellular component: mitochondrion. Bases 253 to 1590 code for a protein of 445 amino acids. Gene Ontology annotation, molecular function: double-stranded DNA binding. Gene Ontology annotation, biological process: regulation of DNA-templated transcription; mitochondrial ribosome assembly.
UCAAGUCGUGAGAGUGGCUUCCCUUUGAUUGUUCACACAUGUGUUUUUUUGUUUUGGUUGAUCUUUUCAGACUGUUCAGUAACUAAUGAUCAGUCAAAUAGUUUUGUCUCAUAUUGGUACGGAUUUGAGACUCAUUAUGUAUUUUUCUUAAAAUCAUCAACAUGAGACAGGUCAAAUUGUGACAACUUUGAUAUCGUAGGCAGAUCACAAGAUUCGAUAUCUUGUAUCAGUAUUUCCAGAUCAGCUGAGAUCAUGGCAUUUGUGUCAGCAGCAAGAGUUGCCCUGCAUAAUGUCCUUCACCUUCAUGGUCAAGUGAGGCUGCUGAGGCUGACCUACAGGAAGGCCAGUUUGCAUGGAGUGUGCAUUUCCCAUGUGCGCUGUCUUGCAUCAACGAAGAACGGUCCAAGUAUCGGCAACAGUCUUCAUAAUGAUACGACCUGUAACACGGAUAAGAUGACUCCAGAUCAAUCUCCCACUUCUAUGGAACCACCUGGCAUCCGCCAUGUUGAAGAAACUGAGGCUGAUUCUACAAACUCUAUGCCAUCGGCUAAUGUAAGCCAAGCCCUGAACAGACGAUUUGGUAUGGAGAAUCUGGAUCACUUACAUCUGGAGCAGACAUCGAGUGAUGGCACAGACAGUGAUUCUGAUGAUGAAAUAAAGUCAUCAUGGACAUUUGAAGAAGAAAAUAAAAGUGUAGAAUUAUCUAAUGCAGAUUUGGAUAGAACAAAUUUAAGACAGAUUUCACAACAUGUGGUGGAACCACAAUACCAUUUAGCUGCUUAUGUCAGUGAAUCCGAAACUCUCUCCCAGCUUGUGAGACUGGGUGUUGAUCUGACUCAGCUUCAGAGAGUUAAGGGUGCGGCUGAUAUGAUCAUUAAGCUGGAUUUUGAGACACAGGUUAAACCAUACCUGUUAUUUUUGCAUGAUAUUGGUGUGACUGAUUCUCACCUAGGAAAUUACAUUUCUAAGAACCCUAACAUCUUUAAUGAAGACUUAGAGGACUUGAGAGUGAGGAUAAACUAUUUGGAAUCAAAGAAAUUUUCAAAAGAGUCAAUAGCCCGCAUUGUAUCAAAGGCUCAUGUGUUCAUACUGAUGCCAGUAAAGAUGGUCGAUGCCAAGCUUGGGUACUUGCAGCAGGAGUACCGACUGACAGGGAACGAGGUGAGGGCUGUGAUCACAAGACUGCCUAAGCUGGCCACAUGGAAUCUCCAAAAACUCAAGGAUAACAGAUUCUACAUCAAGGAAUUCCUUGGAUUUUCUGAUGCAGAAUUAAAACAGAUGCUUGUGAAAUAUCCCAAGUUAUUUUUGACCAGCAAGCAUGACCUAGGUAGAAAGUUUGACUACCUGUACAACACGAUGGAGAUGUCCCACAACACAUUGGUGGAGUGGCCACAGGUGUUCCGCUGUCGUCUCCACAUCAUCAAACAGAGGCAUCAGUUCCUGCUGAGUGUGGACCGGGCUCAGUACAACCCCACCAAGGAGAACUAUGUUUCACUGCAUGCUCUAGUCACAGGCUACGACCUGGCCUUCUGUGAAAAUGUGGCCAAAGCCUCGGUGAUUCAAUACAACAACUUUCUGAAAUCAAUUUAGUUUGCAUUGUGGCAGCAUUGAUUAUCCAGUGCAUUAUAUCUCCAUUCUAUUUUGAUAAUCCCCAGGACCAAUUUGCUACAAAAGCUUCAUUAUGAGCGCAUUUUGAAAGGCACAAAACUAAAAAAGCCGUGUAUUAAUGAAAUUACAUGAGCAAAGGAUAUUAUGUACUAAGUCAGGGCUCCUUUUAGCUAUAUAAAACAUACACAAGGGCAACCUAUUAUCCCCUGCCAUGAAGUGGGGUGGGGGGUAUAGGAACGGAGUUCGUCCAUCUGUCUUUCCAUCCAUCCGUCUGCUUAUCAAAAGGGAAAUCUUUUCUCAAACACUAUUUAAGUUAGAGAAAUGAAAUUUUUCUCUCUGAUAUUACAGGUCAUGAUCUUAAAUGAGUUAACAAAUUGUUGCUAAAAUUCAUGUUUUACAGAGAUAUGCCCCUUGCUCUGUGCUUUUCAACUUAGUGCAUACUGUGUGAAAUGGGGACAGGUUUUCUCAGAACUACUGAAAUCACAUGAAUGAAAGUUUGCACGCUUAUCUAAGAGAUACUUGUCAAGAAAAUUAAAAAUUGGUGCCUGAAAAUUGUUUGUUUUUUAUCAGAGUUAUGGCCCUCGCCCAUGCUUUUCAACUGAGUGCAUACUGCAUGAAAUGGAUUGAAGUCAGUUUAACUAAAAGAUAAUUACCAGGACUGAGUUGGAGAAUUGGUGCCAUAAAAUUAUUUUGUCCAGGGAAAGGACCUUUUUGGUGUUUUAAUUUCACAUUUAAUCAUUCUUUCUGAUGACAAAGCAACCCUAGUGCCUAUCUCUUCUCAAGGCUAUACAGGACUUUUAUUCAUAGUUUAUCUUCACCAUUAUAUGAACAAAUAAAAUUUUAACGGCUCCAUGGUGGGGUAUAGUGAGAACGCUGUUUUCGUGUUGAAAAAUGCAACCCAAAAUUUAUGUCUACCAGUGCCAAGCGCACGCAAAAAAGAUUAUGUGCACAUGUUCCUAUUAUGGUUUACAGCAAUACGUCAUUAAUGUAGGUGGCACUGUCAGCAGACUGGCCUAUUUUUCAACUUAAAUAAAAUUAUGGGAUGCAUCCUGGUUUUUGUGUCAACAUGCACCUGGUGCAAGUUAAAUCAAGUUCCUUAAAUGGAACGCUGUCAGUUAGAGAUAGGAGUGAUGAAGGCGGGGAUAUCACGUCUGUGGUGGCGCUGACGUCCAUAUUUAUAACAGAAUGGGUGAUCCAAGCUGGUAUUGUGGUUGAAAGUAGGGCUGGAAUGAGUCCAAAUUUACUACCCGGGUACC